AUGGAGAACAACAACGUGUGCCCGCAAGCCAAGAACGGCGAUAAAAGAAUGAGUAAAAGUGAGAAAACAACACCAACCGAUGGUGUUACGAAACCACAAAGCAUAGGCACGAAGUGUAGACCUAACGAAACUAACCCAAAAGCCCAAGCGCAUUCAAAACUGAGAGGAAAUGAUUCCUCUGUUGUCAUUAAGGCAAUAGGCUCAUACGUACAGUGUAAUAUUUGCAGUAAACUCUGUUCCAGACAGGGACACAUCAAGUGCGCAGAGUGUAUCGACUUCAAUAUAUGUAUUAAAUGCUUCUGUUCCGGCCUAGAAAGGCCAGACGAGGAGGCCCUGAGUAGCUCAUUCGUAAACGUACCAUUGAAGGAUUCAGGGUCGGAACACCGAAACACACACAAGUACAUACCAGUAGGCCCGUCAAACUUCGCCCUGUUCUCAAAAGAUUGGUCAGCGGAACAGGAGCUGUUGCUGAUAGACGCGAUUUCGAAAUACGGACUCGGAAACUGGACAGAGGUGUCGGACAUGGUUACAAUGUCGCACUCAGGGUACAAGACGGAGGAGGAAUGCGAAGCACACUACUACCAGUACUACCUAAAUUCAGCAACAGCGCCACUACCGGAUACGACGAGUCUGGUCUACGAUAAUAAUGGAAAGCCACUUAUGGUACCACACAGAGGCCCGCGCCCAUUACAGGAUAAACCAAAGCCAGGUAUAGGAACCACAACCUCGAGCAAUAAGCCGCAAGCCAAGCCACAAAUAAUUGGAUAUUGGCCACUGAGAGGAGACUUCGACAUAGAAUACGACAACGACGCAGAGCUGAUACUGGCGGACAUGGAAUUUAGAUCGGACGACACCCCCGAGCAAAUAGAAUUGAAGCUGAGCGUAAUUGAAAUAUACAACUCUAAACUAGAUGAACGGAUAUAUCGCAAAAAAAUCAUAAUAGAACGGGGCCUGCUCGAUACAAAGUCCCUGCAACAGAAGGAGCGUAAGUACACAACGGAGGAAAAGGAACUAUACAACCUGUUUAAGCCAUUCCUAAGGUUCCAAACACCAGAGGAACACGAUCACACAAUAAGACUCAUAGUCAAGGAGAGGAAGCUGAGAUCAAGACUGUAUCAGCUGAUGAUAUGGAAGACCCUGGGAUUGGAGAGCGCCGAGGACAUCAAGAAGUACGAAGAUAAGCUGCAGAGAAUAGACUACUUCAAAGAGGUGUUGAUUAAGCAGGAAUCGGACCCUUCCAGGAGACACGAAAAAAGAUUGAGAACAUCUUCGUUUGACAACGAGGCUGCCAGCACCAGUAGUGCCAAUAAGCUUAAGCUGAAAGAUUUCAUGGAGGAAAACGAAAUAGAGUUCUGCGAAUCACUACAGCUGCCGCCAAUCGCCUACUUCCUGGCAAAAAGAGUACUGCUGCAAGAGCUGGCCUGCAACACAAUAUACUCAGUGGACGACAUGUGCAACGAGCUGAGAAUAGACGGGACGAAGCAGGGAAGAAUAUUCGACUUCCUGCUAAUGCUCUCGCCCAAGGCGCUGAGAAGCAUGGACCAGGAAGUGGCGGACCUGUCGAAGGCGACACUGGAUAAGUACGGAUUCAUAGACACGUCGAACUCGUCAACACAAAUCACAGUGGACACGACAACGAGCGCGCCCGUGGGAGCAGUGGAAAAGUCAACUGGGUCCUCGACGAAGACCAGUAACCCUGAAUCCAGGGGGUCUCACACGCCCAGGUCGACGACGAAGGGCACACCCACAGCCGACAGACCCUUGAAACAGCAGAAAUUGCAAUUUUAA
This is a messenger RNA of Theileria orientalis strain Shintoku, 1788 nucleotides long. RefSeq names its product transcriptional adaptor. Gene Ontology annotation, biological process: regulation of transcription by RNA polymerase II; chromatin remodeling. Gene Ontology annotation, molecular function: transcription coactivator activity; zinc ion binding; chromatin binding. The record is from RefSeq and is a predicted model, not a curated record. The coding region runs from base 1 to 1788 and encodes 595 amino acids. NCBI's taxonomy places the organism in Eukaryota, Apicomplexa, Aconoidasida, Piroplasmida, Theileriidae. The transcript has 7 exons. Gene Ontology annotation, cellular component: nucleus.